Messenger RNA from Ochotona princeps (American pika), 1292 nucleotides. Its product is annotated as zinc finger protein 778-like. NCBI's taxonomy places the organism in Eukaryota, Metazoa, Chordata, Mammalia, Lagomorpha, Ochotonidae. Gene Ontology annotation, biological process: regulation of transcription by RNA polymerase II. Gene Ontology annotation, cellular component: nucleus. Gene Ontology annotation, molecular function: DNA-binding transcription activator activity, RNA polymerase II-specific; RNA polymerase II cis-regulatory region sequence-specific DNA binding. The record is from RefSeq and is a predicted model, not a curated record.
UCUUCCACUCACUCCACCAGCGAUGCCACGGCUGUUCAGAUGCCUGCCAUCAAAAAGCGCUACGAAUGUAAGACCUGUGGGAAGGCCUUUAGAAAUUCUUCAUGCCUUGGUAAUCAUGUUCGGACGCACACUGGGGAGAAACCCUACGAAUGCAAAGAAUGUGGAAAAGCCUUCACUACAUCGUCAAGUCUAACUGAACAUUUCAGGAUUCACACUGGAGAGAAACCCUAUAAAUGUAAGGACUGUGGGAAGGCCUUCACCAAGCGCUCAGGGCUCACGACACACAUGCUGACACACACUGGACAGAAGCCCUACGAGUGCCGGGAGUGUGGGAAAGCCUUCACUUCCUCCUCGUGCCUUACCCUGCACGUGAGGACUCACACUGGAGAGAGACCCUAUACAUGUAAGGAGUGUGGCAAAGCCUUCCACGCGUCCUCGUACCUGCGUAAACAUGCACGAAUUCACACGGGAGAGAAACCCUAUGAAUGUAAGGAGUGUGGGAAAGCCUACAAAAGAUGUUACCUGCUAACUGAACAUCUGAAAACUCACACGGUAGAAAAGCCCUUUCAAUGUAAGCUAUGUGGAAAAUUCUUUCGAAGCUCAGCGUGCCGUAAUAAACACAUUCGAAUUCACACGGGGAUCAAACCCUACAAAUGUCAGUACUGUGAGAAAGCCUUCACGGUUUCUUCGAGCCUAACUGAACAUAUCAGAACUCACACUGGAGAGAGGCCCUAUGAAUGUACGGAAUGUGGGAAAUCCUUCACCACGUCGUCCAGCCUUAUUGUACAUAAAAGGACUCACACAGGGGAGAAGCCCUACGGGUGCAAGGAGUGCGGGAAGUCAUACAAAAGGAGUUAUCUGCUAACGGAACAUCUGAAAACUCAUACAGGGGAGAAGCCCUUUAAGUGUAGCCUGUGUGGGAAAUUCUUCCGAAGCUCCUUAUGCCUUACUAAGCACGUUCGUGUUCACAGUGGAAUAAAACCCUAUAAAUGCAAAGACUGCGGGAAAGCCUUCACGGUUUCUUCCAGCCUGUCUCAGCACGUCAGAACUCACACUGGAGAGAAGCCCUAUGGCUGUAAAGAAUGUGGGAAAGCCUUCACCACGUCCUCAAACCUUUAUCACCACGAAAGAAUUCACACAAGGGAGAAACCCUACAAUGUCAGGAAUGCGGGAAGACAUACAGUAGAUUUUACCUACUGACAGAACAUUUAAUAACUCACACUGAAGAAAAAACUCUUGAAUGGAAGGAAGGCUGAGCACCCUUCAGGAGUUUCUCAUGCCUUACCACUUGA